UGGCCCUUACAUUACAUUAACCACAAUCGCCAGUUUAUUUACAAUCUUAUUUACGUCGCAAAUUUUUAUUCACCAUAAUCAAAUAAUAAAAAUCGGUAACCAAAUGCUAAUUAUCAAAUAUUUACAUAACAUUAAUUACAUAAGUGUUGGCUAAAUAACAUUUUAAUAACCUCUCAAGAUGAGUGAAAAAUCCACUGGUGCUCAAGCCCAACCUCUUGUCAAAAUUGGUCACUACAUCCUAGGCCCCACCUUGGGCGUCGGAACAUUUGGCAAAGUCAAAAUUGGGGAACAUCAAUUAACUAAACAUAAAGUUGCUAUCAAGAUACUGAACCGGCAAAAGAUAAAAAGUCUAGAUGUCGUCGGUAAAAUACGCAGAGAAAUUCAAAAUUUAAAGUUAUUCAGACAUCCUCACAUUAUUAAAUUAUAUCAAGUUAUUAGUACUCCGACUGAUAUUUUUAUGAUUAUGGAGUACGUCUCGGGCGGCGAACUUUUCGACUACAUCGUUAAGCAUGGGAAAUUGCAGGAGCAUGAGGCCCGAAGAUUUUUCCAACAAAUCAUUUCAGGCGUCGACUAUUGUCACAGGCAUAUGAUCGUUCAUCGUGAUUUAAAACCGGAAAAUCUGCUUUUGGAUCACAAUAUGCAUGUAAAGAUCGCAGAUUUUGGGUUAUCCAACAUGAUGAUGGAUGGUGAAUUUCUACGGACAAGUUGCGGAUCUCCUAAUUAUGCGGCUCCGGAGGUUAUAUCGGGUAAAUUAUAUGCUGGGCCGGAGGUGGACAUUUGGUCAUGUGGUGUCAUUCUGUAUGCUUUAUUAUGUGGAACGUUACCGUUUGAUGAUGAGCAUGUGCCUACGUUAUUUCGAAAAAUUAAAUCUGGAAUAUUUCCUAUACCGGAGUAUUUAAAUAAGACGGUUGUCAGUUUACUUUGUCAGAUGUUGCAAAUUGAUCCAAUGAAACGUGCAUCCAUUGAGGAUAUUAAGAAACAUGAAUGGUUCCAGAAAGAUUGUCCUGCUUAUCUGUUUCCGUCACCUGUCGAACAAGACGCUUCUGUGAUAGAUACUGAUGCUGUGUUUGAGGUAUGUGAUAAAUUUGGUGUAAAGGAAGGAGAAGUACAUAGUGCUUUAUUAAGUGGCGAUCCACACGAUCAGUUAGCAAUUGCGUAUCAUUUAAUAAUAGACAACAAACGAAUUGCUGACGAGGCGGCCAAAGCGGAAUUGAAAGAUUUUUAUGUGGCUGGAAGUCCGCCACCUGUCAUAACAAUGAGUCCUAGUCCUAGCCCGAGUCCAUCCGAUUUCAGUUCGAGCCCAUUAAAACCACAUCCAGAAAGGAUUGCUCCAUUAAGAGAUAGAGUUAUUGCAUCUAACCAUGCAGCAGCUGAUCGCAGUAGAGUGAAAAGAGCAAAAUGGCAUUUGGGUAUUCGUUCUCAAAGUAAACCAAAUGACAUUAUGAUGGAGGUGUAUAGAGCUAUGAAAGCACUCGAUUUUGAAUGGAAAGUUGUUAAUCCUUACCAUGUAAAGGUGAGACAAAAGAGUCGCCUUCAUGACCGAUAUGUUAAGAUGUCGCUCCAAUUAUAUCAGGUGGAUUACAAAAGCUAUUUGCUGGAUUUCAAAAGUCUCAGCAAUGAAGAGGCUGAAGCAAACUCAUGUGCAUUAUUAGGGUCUGUACCAACACCGAUACAACUUGGUAAUUCCGGUAGUAUAAAAAUGAAUUCCGGUCACCACACGAUGGAAUUCUUUGAAAUGUGUGCAGCUCUUAUUAUACAAUUGGCACGUUAAAUGAGUUGAGAAAUUGCUAUUAUUUUUAGUAUUUUGUUAACUAGCAAUCGCCAAAGAUAACUACCUAAUACCUAAGAGAGUGCUAGAGCAAGUUAUCAAACGAGAGUUGCUUCAUAAUUUAUUUGGUAUAGUAGUACUUAGAAUUGGAAUAUAAGUAGUGGUAGGUGCGCCCAGGGCUCUUAAAAAUCUACCUUAAAGUAUGUAUAUUAAUUAUCUCUCCUAAAAAUAAGUUAUGUAAUUACUUUGCUGCAAUAAACAAGAAGCUUCAAUUGG
This is a messenger RNA of Photinus pyralis (common eastern firefly), 2044 nucleotides long. It is a transcript of the gene AMPKalpha, whose product is annotated as 5'-AMP-activated protein kinase catalytic subunit alpha-2. Gene Ontology annotation, cellular component: cytoplasm. Gene Ontology annotation, molecular function: ATP binding; protein serine/threonine kinase activity. NCBI's taxonomy places the organism in Eukaryota, Metazoa, Arthropoda, Insecta, Coleoptera, Lampyridae. The coding region runs from base 179 to 1771 and encodes 530 amino acids. Gene Ontology annotation, biological process: protein phosphorylation; intracellular signal transduction. The transcript has 5 exons. The record is from RefSeq and is a predicted model, not a curated record.